AUGUUGAUGAAUUACUCUAGUGCCACUGAAUUUUGUCUCCUUGGUUUCCCUGGCUCUGAAGAACUACAUUAUAUCCUUUUUGCUAUAUUCUUCUUUUUCUACUUGGUGACAUUAAUGGGAAACACAGUGAUCAUCGUGACUGUCUGUGUGGAUAAACGUCUGCAGUCCCCCAUGUAUUUCCUCCCCGGCCACCUAUCUGCCCUGGAGAUCCUGGUCACAACCAUAAUCGUCCCCGGGAUGCUUUUGGGAUUGCUGUUCCCUGGGAUGCAGACAGUAUCUUUGUCUGCCUGUGUUGUCCAGCUCUUCCUGUACCUUUCUAUGGGGACAUUACUUGGAGCAAUGGCUGUGGACUGUUAUAUGGCUGUGUGUAACCCUUUGAGGUGCAACAUCAUUAUGAACAGACACACCUGCAACUUUGUGGUUCUUGUGUCAUGGGUGUUUGGGUUUCUUUUUCAAAUCUGGGCAGUCUACGUCAUGCUUCAGCUUACUUACUACAAAUCAAAUGUGGUGAACAAUUUUUUCUGUGACCGAGAAUUGUUCAAACUAUCCUGCAAUAAUACUUUUUUCACGGAGUUUAUCCUCUUCUUAACGGCUGUUGUUCUCUUUGGUUCUUUGAUCCCUACAAUUGUCUCCUACACCUACAUCAUCUCCACCAUUCUCAAGAUCCUGUCAGUUUCUGGCCAGAGGAAAUCCUUCUCCACUCAUGCCUCCCACUUCACCUGUGUUGUGAUCAGCUACGGCAGCUGCUUGUUUCUCUACUUGAAACCCAAGCAAAUGCAGGCAGCUGAUUACAAUCGGGUAGUUUCCUUGAUGGUUUCAGCAGUAACUCCUUUCCUCAAUCCUUUCAUCUUCACCCUCCGGAAUGAUAAAGUCAUAGAGGCUCUUUGGGACGGGGUAAAAUGCUGCUGUCAACUAUUCAGGAAUUAG
Messenger RNA from Piliocolobus tephrosceles (Ugandan red Colobus), 927 nucleotides. RefSeq names its product olfactory receptor 9A4. Gene Ontology annotation, cellular component: membrane. NCBI's taxonomy places the organism in Eukaryota, Metazoa, Chordata, Mammalia, Primates, Cercopithecidae. Gene Ontology annotation, molecular function: G protein-coupled receptor activity; olfactory receptor activity. Gene Ontology annotation, biological process: G protein-coupled receptor signaling pathway. The record is from RefSeq and is a predicted model, not a curated record.